AUGACCGCCGUCGUCGCAAAUCCUCCUGCUAUCAGCACGGAGAAUAUCAAAAAUACUCUCCGUUCGGAGAGUCCAGAAGAGAAGCAAAGGAGAGCUCGUUUCCAGAUGGAGUUUUACUUUUCCGAUUCCAACCUGCCUUACGACAAAUAUCUCUGGACUGAACAUGACAAAACUCCGGAUCAUUGGAUUCCCCUCGACAAGUUUUACAAGUUCAACCGCAUGGCCGAGUUUCAAUCCCUUGGCCUCGAGUGGCUCGCCGACACCCUUCGCGCCAGUACACUCCUCGAGAUUGAUGAAGAAGGAAAGAACGUCAGGCGUCGCACUGCUGUAGUCGAAAGGCCCAAGCCGUCAGUGGACGAACGCAGCGUCUAUGUGAAAGGAUUCCCGACUACAGAGUAUCGCGAUAUGCAAAUGGAUUUGGAGCGCUACUUUGCGCGCUUUGGUGCAGUCGCCUGCGUAAGAAUGCGCCGAGAUCAGGACAAAAAGUUCAAGGGCAGCGUAUUCUGCGAAUUCUCCGACGUAGAUACCGCAGAGCGCUUCGUCAAGCCUGCAGACGGCUCCAAACGCGAGUUUGAUGGCACAGAGCUCCUCGUCAUGAAAAAGCAAGACUACGUCGCGAUGAAGUGUGAAGACAAGAACGUCAAGCUACCGAAACCAAUCCCGCCUAAACCUCGUCCAACAUUCAACGCUUUCCGGCUCAUGAAACGAGAAGGCCGACAAGACCUUGGUGCAGAGCCUGGUCACGUACCCGUCGUCAAGCAGUUUAAUAUCCUCGACCAGGAGCUGGACAUUGAACUCGAUCCCGAGGACAAUGUCUGGAAACUCGCCAAAGAUACAGACGUUCGCUAUGUCAAACGUGCCAUGGUGGGCUUUGUCGCCGAGGGCAACGUCAAAAUGGGCGCAAUCAAGGCUGGUCUUCGAGAAAUGUUCAGCAUGCCUUCUUACGUCGUCAAUCCUCCUGAUACGAAUACGGGAUACGUGGUAUUCCAGCGUGGUCUCGAUGACGCCGAGUGGAAAAAGCUGCAAGACGGGCCCGAUUUCAUUGACGGUGCUACAUACAAGUGGCGAGAAUUGUCGGAGGAUGAAGAGCGCGCUCAACAACUAGAAUAUGUCAAAUCCUCUAUUGCUCGUCGAGCAGACAAGGAAGACGUCUUUAUCAAAGGGAAGAAACCAGUCAAAAGGGGGGGACACGAUAAAGGCAAAGGUAACAACAAGAGAAGGGAUACCAGGACGUCGGCACCAGCAGCUAUCAAAUCCCAACCCAAGACGGAGACAUCGGCUCCAUCUACCAGUGCAUCUGGGGACGCUGCCUCCUCCAGCGCCAUGGAUACAGACGCUGCGAAUAACAAGAGGAAACGCGACGCUGAGCCAGAUGGUCCGGAAACGGGAAGUAGGGACGCUGGACCAGCUACCAUCAAAAAGGCUCGUCGAGAGUGA
Molecule: messenger RNA, 1437 nt
Organism: Serendipita indica DSM 11827
Lineage: Eukaryota; Fungi; Basidiomycota; Agaricomycetes; Sebacinales; Serendipitaceae
Source: the annotation of a GenBank genome assembly